AUGCCACCAGCAGGUAAAGCAGAUCCAUCUGAAGUCAAGUACUUGUACAUCAGACAACUUGGAGGCGAAGUGGGAGCAACAUCCGUCUUAGCACCAAAACUCGGUCCAUUGGGUAUGUCACCAAAAAAAGUUGGUGAUGAUAUUGCCAAAGGUACAGCUGCUUGGAAGGGUAUGAAGGUUUGUGUUAAACUUACUGUUCAAAAUCGUCAGGCUAAGAUUGAUGUUGUCCCAACAGCAACGUGUUUGUUGAUUAAAGAGCUCAAGGAGCCAAUUAGAGACAGAAAGAAGGUUAAAAAUAUUAAGCAUAGUGGAAACCUGUCAAUGAACCAAGUUCUUUCAGUUGCUCGUGCAAUGAAAUUCAAAUCAAGAGCCAGAGCAUUUUCUGGUACCGUUAAGGAGAUUCUCGGAACAUGUAAUGCAAUUGGUUGUACUGUAGAUGGACAAAAACCUGUUGAUCUACAAAAGAUGAUUGAUGCAGGUGAAAUUGAGGUUCCAACUGCAUAG
This is a messenger RNA of Cryptosporidium ubiquitum, 504 nucleotides long. Its product is annotated as 60s ribosomal protein L12. Lineage: Eukaryota; Apicomplexa; Conoidasida; Eucoccidiorida; Cryptosporidiidae. The coding region runs from base 1 to 504 and encodes 167 amino acids. Gene Ontology annotation, biological process: translation. Gene Ontology annotation, molecular function: structural constituent of ribosome; large ribosomal subunit rRNA binding. The record is from RefSeq and is a predicted model, not a curated record. Gene Ontology annotation, cellular component: ribosome; cytosolic large ribosomal subunit. The transcript has a single exon.